This is a messenger RNA of Penicillium canescens, 675 nucleotides long. Its product is annotated as v-SNARE protein VTI1. Bases 1 to 675 code for a protein of 224 amino acids. NCBI's taxonomy places the organism in Eukaryota, Fungi, Ascomycota, Eurotiomycetes, Eurotiales, Aspergillaceae. Gene Ontology annotation, molecular function: SNAP receptor activity; SNARE binding. Gene Ontology annotation, cellular component: ER to Golgi transport vesicle membrane; endoplasmic reticulum membrane; late endosome membrane. The record is from RefSeq and is a predicted model, not a curated record. The transcript has 3 exons. Gene Ontology annotation, biological process: Golgi to vacuole transport; vesicle fusion with Golgi apparatus; intracellular protein transport.
AUGGCAAACACCAUGGACACAGACGCCGGCUCGGAGAUGUUCGCCAGCUACGAGAAUGAGCUGAAGCUGGUGCAAGCAGACCUGAACCAGAAGCUGGACCAGAUCGCCGAGGCAAGCGGCGAGCAACGGAAAUCCGCAAUCGCCAAUGCAGAGCAAGUACUCGACGAAGCGAUGGAACUGCUCGACCAACUGCGCAUGGAGAAGCAGAACAUCCCCUCAUCGGCCCGGUCAAAAGUCAACGUCCGCUUCCGCAACUACUCAACCGAUAUCGACGAGGUCAAACGCAAGCUCAAGUCCCUAUCGGAUGAUCGGCAGGCACUCUUCGGAGAUCGGUACACCGACGAGCCGCAGGAUGAGCACCUCGAACAAAGACAACAGUUGCUUUCCGGUACGGAUAGACUAGAGCGCAGCUCUGCUCGCUUACAGCAGAGUCAGCGUAUUGCGCUAGAUACGGAGGAUGUUGCGCGCGGCACGCUCGGCACCUUGUACGAGCAGCGCGAGCAGAUCACCAAUGCUCGGAACAACUUGCAGCAGAGUGAGGGUUAUGUUGAUACUAGUAUCAAGACGUUGAGGGGCAUGGCCCGUAGGAUGGCUACGAAUCGGAUGAUUACUAUUGCUAUCAUCACCGUUUUGGUUCUUUUGAUUUUCGCCGUUAUUUAUAGCAAAUUCCAUUAG